Messenger RNA from Chenopodium quinoa (quinoa), 3534 nucleotides. RefSeq names its product disease resistance protein RPM1-like. Gene Ontology annotation, molecular function: ADP binding. The coding region runs from base 425 to 3256 and encodes 943 amino acids. Gene Ontology annotation, biological process: defense response to other organism. The transcript is spliced from 2 exons. Lineage: Eukaryota; Viridiplantae; Streptophyta; Magnoliopsida; Caryophyllales; Amaranthaceae. The record is from RefSeq and is a predicted model, not a curated record.
GGUAUUAAUAAUGAAGAUCGUAUUAAUAAUAACUACAGAGUAUAAUACUAUGUAUUCAUUAUAAUGGGAGUAAUUUUUUAUUGGUAACUUAUUAUUAUGAAAGCAAAGUCGAUUAGAUUUUAUAAUUGAGAAGACUUCUUGUUUUUUUUUUUUUUUUUUCUUUCCCCUAAGCGCAUCAUAAGACAUUUUAUAUUAAUGUUAUUAAGGAUACACACCAUCCUACAUCAUGUGCCGCCCCGUCACCAGCUAACUGGUGUAUUUGAUAUUACUGAGGUUGUUUUCAGCCAGAUAUAAUAUAUGAAAGCAUAGCAUAUACCAGUUAAGAGCAUUAAUUGACAGGAAAAAAAAAAAAGUCUUCUGCAUUUAUGAAAACAUGUGGCAUAUCAUAUAACAGUUGAAUGAACAAAGGUGUGUUUAUCAGAAGAUGGCAGAGGCUGUCUUGGGCCUUGUCAUUGACAACGUAGUCCCCUGGAUUGCUAGUGAAGCAAAGCUAUUGAGAGGAGUCGGCGGAGAAGUUGAGCAGAUCAUUGAAGAGCUGAAAAGCAUUCAAUCCUUCAUCAAAGAUGCAGACGAGAAGGCAGAACAAGAAGAGGCUAACGGUGCAAGUUCGUGGGUGAAAAGUCUCCGAGAGGCAGCUUAUCAAAUAGAGGAUGUCACAGACACUUAUGUGAUGCACAUGGCAGCUGAAGCACAGUCUCACCAUUGUCGUCCUAAGAUACUUGGCUCUCUUGAAAGGGCCAUGUGCUGGAUUCUCAAACUAAAAUCUCGACAUCAAAUUGCACAAGAGAUUAUUCAGGUUAAAGAGAGUAUCCGAGUUAUCAAAGAAAGGGGUCAGAGUUACGGCUUCAGCUCCUCCUCGUCGGUAGUAGGAGGAAGCAGCAGACGCGAUGGAUCAUGGCAUGACCCUCGUAUCACUUCAUUAUUCAUCGAGGAGGCUGAGGUCGUGGGAAUCGAGCCCCACAGAGAUAGAUUGAUUGACUGGUUAGUCAAUGGAGGAUCUAAACGCACGGUUAUAUCUGUUGUGGGCAUGGGUGGGCUAGGCAAGACAACUCUUGCCAGGAAAGUUUAUGACUCACAGACUGUGACAAACCACUUCAGCAAUCACGCUUGGAUUACAGUUUCACAGUCAUUCAAGGUUGAGGAACUUCUAAGGAAAACUCUCAAGCAUUUCUACAAGUCAAGGAAAGAGUCUGCUCCUCCAGAACUUGAUGGAAUGGAUGAGACUCUACUCAUCUUUGAGCUUCGGGAAUAUUUGAAACAAAAGAGGUACAUGGUUGUUUUUGAUGACGUCUGGGCAGUAGAAUUUUGGACAAUCAUACGCCAUGCUUUGCCUGAUAACAGCCAAGGCAGCAGGGUGUUGAUCACAACACGUUCUGAUGGUGUUGCUUCUACCUGCAAAGAAUCAUUGCUUGACCAAAUAUACAAGCUACAAUCGUUACCUGAGGAGAAAGGCUUAGAGCUGUUUUGCAAGAAGGUAUUUUAUUCUGAUAUAGAGGAGGGUGGCAGUUUGCCAUCAGAACUGGUGGAGUUGUCGCGCAGCAUAGUCAAAAGAUGUGAAGGCUUACCACUGGCAAUAGUUGCAGCUGCAGGAAUGAUGUCGACUAAGAGAAAAGUUGUAACUGAGUUGAAGGAGCUUGAAAAAAAUCUUGGCUCUGAAGUUCGGUCAAAUCCUCACUUCUCAAAUAUGAAACGAAUUUUGUCUCUCAGCUACUAUGACCUUCCAUACUAUCUUAAGCUGUGUCUGAUGUACUUUGGUUUGCUGCCUGAGGAUUACUCCAUCAGACACGCACGACUCAUUCGCCUAUGGGUUGCAGAGGGUUUUGUGAAAGAAAAAAAAGGAAAAGGAAAAUCAGCAGAACAGGUUGCAACAGAAUACCUGACAGAGCUUAUAAACAGAAGCUUGGUUCAAGUCUCAGAAAUAGAUAUUGAUGGGAAAGUCAGAAAAGUCAGAGUCCAUGAUUUGAUGCGUGAAAUCAUCCUCUCAAAGUCCGAGGAUUUGAGUUAUGGUCAUGUAUGGACAGAAAAUAGCUCAAGCUGUUAUGAGUUUACACGGAGAGUAUCAAUCCACAGAUGCACUAAAGAUUGUAAUUUGAAGAGCAGUGGUAAAUUUGAGACACGUUCGCUCUCAUUUUAUGAUGCGGACAGCCUGUCACAUUCCACACUGUGUGCAAUAAUGGAAGCUUUCAGGCUUUUGAAAGUUCUAGAUCUGCAAGAAGCCCCCAUAAAUUUUCUUCCUGAAAAUAUUGGAGAUCUGUUUCAUUUGAGAUAUCUAAGUGUAAGGCACACGAAGACAAAAGAGCUUCCAAAGUCUAUAGGUAAGCUACAUAACCUACAGACUUUGGAUGUCAAAUGCUCCCUUGUGCAUGAGCUACCAGAAGAAGUGAAGUACUUGAUAAAUCUGUUGUAUCUCAUCGGAUACAACUAUGAUUAUGAAACUGAUUUUAGUGUAAGUGCUCAGAAAGGAUUAAAGCUGAAGCACGGGUUAGGUCGUCUACAAAAUCUGCAGAAGCUAUACCUUGUAGAGGCAAGUGAUGGGAUGACCCUAUUCAGGGAGUUGAGAAAAUUGAAGCAAUUGAGGAAGUUGGGGAUCACCAAACUGGCCACUCAUAAUGGAAAAAUCCUUUGUGAGUCCAUAGCUUUGAUGACCCACCUCGAGUCCUUAGAAGUUUGUUCAGAAGAAGAUGGAAUGCUUGAUCUACAGUUUAUUUCAUCCCCUCCCCAAUACCUUCAACGCCUAUACUUAAAAGGUCGGCUAGCAAAGGUCCCUGACUGGAUUCCCAAGCUCAAGUAUCUCGCUACAGUAAGUUUAAUGUGGUCAGGGCUAAUGACUGACCCAGUGAACAUCCUUCAGGACCUGCCUCACUUAUCAGAGCUUGUACUCCAGGAUUCAUUUCUUGGUGAAGAGCUGGUUUUUCAGGCCACAGGCUUUCAAAAACUUAAGAUUUUAAAGCUCUACGACAUGAAUACUUUGACAAAGCUGACGAUAGAGAAGGGAGCACUUCCUCUUUUAGAGCUGUUUAAAAUUGGUCCAAUCCCAAGGUUAAACACUGUCCCUGAAGGCAUCUAUCACCUAAGAAGCCUUUCAGCUCUUCGUUUCUACGACGUGUCCAAGUUAUUUGUCCAUAAAUUACUUCCAGAUGAAGGACAAGACUUUUGGAUCAUUGAACAUGUCAAAACAGUGCUAUUCCAUUACCAGAUACAAGGGGAACGCUACAAGACCUGCACUCUCAAUGAUUUGAUUUUCCUCAACCAUUGAAAAAGGUUUUUCUUCAAUGAACCGAUGCUAGACGCAUUAGGGGUCGAUUCAGCACAAGCUUUGUGGGUGAAAACUCUAUCGAAUUAGGAGAGAAGCUAAAUGAAAUCCUCUUUCCAAACAGUCCUAGUAGGGAUUUGGAGUACAACUCCAACCAACAUUGGUCUUCUGUUUUGUUUUCUCAAUUUUGCAUUUUAUUCAUGUAUUUUUUGCAUUUUAUUCAGGUAUUGAUGUAUUUGGUUUUGUAUCUUUUGCUUACAAUGAGUAGUGUUUUCUCUUCC